AAUUGAAACGGAGAUGAUCGGAAACGCGGAAAACCGUGACCGCAAGAUCGGUGAUGCGGAAACCGGGCAAGGUAGAGGGAAUCUUGUCAACAAAUUCAGGCUCGGACAAACGUCGUAACGAAUGCCUCUAAUGGUCGUGUAUACAGUCGACGAUAUGGGCUCGAUGAAUUGUUUGCAGACGGUCGCUCAAAUUCCUGAGACAAAAAAUUCGGAUGGCAAAACAACUCGCGGUUCGUCUUAAAACAGCGAUACAUCGUAAAAGCAUCUACGCAGAACUAUCUACAAAAACGAUAAGAUCGAUCCAAAUUUCUCUCACGAAACAUGAUCGAAGAUAAUGUAUAGAGCAAGAUAAAUCGGGAUGGUGAGAGAUCGACGUUAUGAUACUGCGCUUCAAGAUUUUCCGACUUUGAAAGACAGCACGACAAGUUGAUAUCUGAUAACAAAGUUGACAAACUUGAAGAACGCGGAGUGCUCUUCGAGCAGAGUUGAAGAUAAAUAAAAGAAGAAAGGGAGGAGCUCGCGAGAAUGGUAACGUAAAGAGACGAGCGCCAGUCGCAAAAUCGGGGAAGAAAGUAGAAAAUUGUGAGGCUGAACGAUGGGAAUAAGUUCGACGGAGACGACGGCAAUGGUCGUUUCCGAUUAUUACGAUGCUGGUAGAUUCAGCUUGCAGAACUUCAGCAACAGCAGCAACAGCGGACUGCUCGAAUGCGGUCAGCAGACCAAUACCAAUGGCCUGCCCGACUUCAUUAUUUAUGGUAUAUUUGUCAACCUGAUUGGCCUCUUCGGGAUUUUCGGAAAUGCGAUAUCGAUGAUCAUCCUAUCGCGCCCGCAAAUGAAAUCGUCCAUUAAUUAUCUGCUGAUUGGACUUGCCAGAUGUGACACAGUGCUCAUCAUCAUUGCAGUGUUAAUCUACGGAUUGCCAGCAAUCUACACGUAUACAGGCGCAUUAUUCGACUAUAAAUUUAUUGUUUAUCCGAAGAUCAUCAGGUAUCUAUAUCCGCUGGCCUGCAUUGCGCAAUUUGUGACGGUAUACCUGACGUUAACGGUGACUUUAGAGAGGUACAUCGCGGUCUGCCAUCCAUUGAAAGCCAGAUCCUUUUGCACUUAUGGUCGGGCUCAAGUGGCUGUGCUGGUCAUAGUGAUCUUCGCCUUUAUUUACAAUCUACCCAAAUUUUGGGAAAUCGAGGUGUACAACGAGAAGCAUUGGAAGUAUAAUAUUACGGUGUACUGUGUUUAUCCAACCGAACUGAGAAGCAACGAAUAUUAUGUUACCCUGUAUAUUCAUUGGAUGUACUUCUUCGUAUACUACAUGAUCCCAUUCAUCAUGCUGGUGAUUUUUAAUACGGCCAUUUAUCGACGGGUGAGUAACGUCAGAAAGGCGAACAGAGACUUGCAGCAGCUGUCACGUCACCAGCGUCGCGAGAUCGGCCUGGCGACGAUGUUGCUGUGCGUGGUGGUCGUGUUCCUGAUCUGCAACAUCCUGCCGAUGGUCUCGAACGCGCACGAGACCUUCAUCGCGGAUCCGCCGCAGUGGAUGGUGCAGAUCGGCAAUCUACUGGUGACCAUCAACAGCAGCAUCAACUUCAUCAUCUACGUGAUCUUCGGUCGGAAGUUCAAGAGGAUAUUUCUUAAGCUCUUUUGCUCGUCCAGACUGUUCGUGCCCGGCCGGGACAGUCCGGAGUUCCAGACGUACGACGAGUCGAUCGUCACCAACACGACGAACAUCGAAUUAAGAAAUUCGAUCAGGCAUGGCCACUUAAAUCGCGCCAACACCAUCAGUUCGAACAACAACGUACACAUGUCCAACGGCAUCAGGCAGAGUCUAAAGAGCGGCAGACCUGCCAGUCCCGGUUCCUGCGUCUAUUACCCAGGCAAGAAUCCAGCAAGAAGUCCCAGUCUGAUGUCGAGAAUGUCGAACGGUCGCAAUAGCUGGAAGAAUAGGAGAGAGAAUGGCGAUUCCACGCUAUAAUGAGCAGCGACUAUACUGUUCUUCGCGCUAAUUAUGCAGUUAGAAGUCUGUGCUGAGUGUAUUAGUCAAGAUAUUCUAUUGAUUGGCAGGUUGAAAAAGAAGGUGAAAUGGCAAUUCCAAUGCUAAUGAACAACAAAUGUCAGUCUUUUUAUAUCUGUCAUCUUGUCAGACGUCAAUUGUGUAUCUCAAUUGAGGUCAAUCAGAAUUGAUGAGGCAAGAAGAAGAAUAAUGGCUCUAUAUUGUAACUUAUGAUACAUAAUUAUUAGUCGUGUUUUUCCAUUUAUUUGAUUUGAUGAUUUGAUGAUCCAGUUGACAGCAUCAUUUUAAUAUGGAGGACAUCAAAAUGGACCACUCCGAUGUAAAGAGUAAUAAAUAUUAUUACAUGACACUUUUCUGUAUUAUUUAAGACAUCGUUAGACAUAGUUGAAAUUGAAGCAAGAAUACAUUCGGAAGAGAUAGAAUGAGCAAUAGGUUGAUCAGUUUAUGCCAUAAUAGACCAAUAUGGAUUUAUUUUUUACCUUUAUUCGAUCAAGAAUCUUAUUAGAAAUUUUAGCCGAAUAUGAAGACAAUCCACAAAUCGCAAGAAAGACUGCGAAAAAGACCAGCGAAUAACGCAGCGAACAACCAUAUAUUAAUGCUUUUCACAUAUAAUUCUCGUAGCUAUCUUAGUAGUUUCAAGGAAAUGUCCAGAACGGCUCUAUCUGGAGAGGCUAAAAUAAGAUGAUUCAGCGCUGCAGUGGACAAUCGAUAUUAUUGUACCCUUGGGAAGCGGCUUGGAUCAAUCCUUACGUCUGGAUACUGUAAUCCCACGGGACGGCACGACUUCGAUAUAAAGGAAAACGAUCGUUAAGGAUAACAGUUCUCGCAUUUCCUGCCACGAAAGAGCUCAGAAAGCCACGUCUCUUGCAACGAUGACCUUUCAAGUGAUUCGUUGAAAGUUCCGUCUUGCUUUGAAAUAAUCUAGUCGGACGUUAAA
Pogonomyrmex barbatus (red harvester ant) is the source of this 2945-nucleotide messenger RNA. RefSeq names its product FMRFamide Receptor (gene FMRFaR). Gene Ontology annotation, cellular component: membrane. Gene Ontology annotation, biological process: G protein-coupled receptor signaling pathway. NCBI's taxonomy places the organism in Eukaryota, Metazoa, Arthropoda, Insecta, Hymenoptera, Formicidae. Gene Ontology annotation, molecular function: G protein-coupled receptor activity. The record is from RefSeq and is a predicted model, not a curated record.